Molecule: messenger RNA, 650 nt
Organism: Hypomesus transpacificus
Lineage: Eukaryota; Metazoa; Chordata; Actinopteri; Osmeriformes; Osmeridae
Product: apoptosis-associated speck-like protein containing a CARD
Exons: 3
Coding region: 148-411 (87 amino acids)
Source: RefSeq, a predicted model, not a curated record
CAGGAGUAAGAGGAGUCUGCAAGGGUGGGGGUCAGAUGAGUAUAGGGAACCACUACAGGUAAUAAGACUGUCAGCAUUACUGUCAGGCACACAGAACCAGUUGGAGCACAAAGAAGAGGCUGAAAUUGUUUUAUAAAGUAAUCUACAAUGGCCCAAAAUUAUCAAGAACAUAUUUUGAAAGCUCUGGAGCAGCUAGGGGAAAAGGGGCUGAAGAAGUUUAAGUGGUUCUUGCAGCAGGAAAUUCUGGAUGGGUUUGAUCCCAUCUUAAAGAACAAUUUGGAGAAAGCUGACGAAGCAGACACAGUGGAUCAGAUGGUGGAGACAUACACACUUGAAGGAGCUGUGAAGAUCACUGGGGAGAUCCUGACAAAGAUGAAGCGGAAUGAUCUUGCUAAGAGACUCGGGUGGUGAGGAGUCUGAUGAAGACAUGUCAUCUUCAGAAUCAACUGGAAAGCUAAAUGAUGGAUAGAAUAAAGUUUAAAGACAACAUACUAAAUCCAAAUGACUAAAAACAAAUUUUUCACAACAAAUGUUUUAUCUUAAAUAAAGAGGCAACAAUAUGAGGCUGCUAAUUUAUUUCCCAAAUGGGAAUACUUAUUAUUUAUUUAAUUAAAUGAAUGAAUUAAAACAACUUAAAAAGUUAAAGUUUA